Molecule: messenger RNA, 891 nt
Organism: Plasmopara halstedii
Lineage: Eukaryota; Oomycota; Peronosporomycetes; Peronosporales; Peronosporaceae
Product: cmgc cdk cdc2 protein kinase
Exons: 4
Coding region: 1-891 (296 amino acids)
Biological process (GO): protein phosphorylation; regulation of G2/M transition of mitotic cell cycle; regulation of gene expression
Cellular component (GO): cytoplasm; cyclin-dependent protein kinase holoenzyme complex; nucleus
Molecular function (GO): ATP binding; cyclin binding; cyclin-dependent protein serine/threonine kinase activity
Source: RefSeq, a predicted model, not a curated record
AUGGACCGAUACCAGCGCAUUGAAAAGGGUGGCUCCAUUGGCGAGGGCACAUACGGCGUCGUUUACAAGUCACUAGAUCUCAAAACGAAGCAGGUUGUGGCACUCAAGCGAAUCCGCCUUGAGACGGAAGAUGAUGGAAUUCCCAGCACUGCGUUGCGCGAAAUAUCAGUCCUGCGCGAAUUAGAGCACCGUAAUAUUGUGAGUCUCUUGGACUGUUUACAAGAAGAUGGCAAGCUCUUUCUUGUAUUCGAAUUCAUGGAAAAAGAUCUGAAGCGAUACAUGGAGCACAAGCUCGGAAAACUUGAUCCUGCGCAAAUCAAAAGUUUUUUAUACCAAUUGCUGAAAGGUCUAGCUUUUUCUCAUUCACGAGGCAUAAUGCAUCGAGACUUGAAGCCACAGAAUCUGCUCGUGAAUACCACAGGUGAGCUCAAGAUUGCCGAUUUUGGGCUGGCACGAGCAUUUAGCCUUCCUAUUAAGAAAUACACACACGAGGUGGUGACUCUCUGGUACCGUGCUCCUGAGAUUUUACUCGGGCAAGAGAUUUAUUCACCUCCAGUCGAUAUUUGGUCUGUCGGCGUCAUUUUUGCCGAGAUGGUGAUCAAGAAACCUUUUUUUGCAGGAGAUUCUGAAAUUGAUCAGCUUUACCGCAUUUUUCAAACAUUUGGCACACCAAACGAAAUGACAUGGCCGGGUGUCACCAAGUUACGCGACUAUGCACCUACUUUUCCAAAGUGGAAAAGGAAGAACAUGCGAGAGCUUUUCCCGCAACUAGAUGAGAGCGGACUCAAUUUGUUAGAGUCAAUGCUGCGCUACGAUCCGGCCACAAGAAUCAGUGCUAAAGAAGCGCUACGCCACCCAUUUUUUGAUGACGUCGAUUCAGAGUUUUUGUAG